UAUAUAAUUUACUUCAUACAAAGUGCAGUAAACAGAAGAAGCCUAAAUCAAAUCAGCAUUUGGUGUGACCACACUUUGCUUUGCACCAGUUGUUCUCGGUACACUUUCACACAGUUUUUCAAGGUACUUGGCAGGUAGGUUGAUCUAAGCAUCUUGGAGAAGCUGCCACAGUCCAUCUGUGGAUUUAGGCUGCUUCAGCUGCUUCUGUCUCUUCCAGUAUUCCCAGACUGACUCCAUGAUGUUGAGAUCUCUGUGGGGCUCUGUGUGGGAGAUGUGUGUGGGCCAAACCAUCUGCUGCAGGUAGGUAGUUCUUGUAAGGCAGUUUUUUUAUUACUCUGGUUGUAUGUUUGGGGUCGUUGUCAUGCAGCAGAAUAAAUUUGGGACCAAUCAGAUGCCUCUCUGAUGGUAUUGCAUGAUGGAUAAGAAUCUAAACAUCUAAACUGCCAAAAAACAUUUGCACAGUUGCCUAUGAAAGAAUCACAAACCUAACAAAAUCAUUUGGAAACUUAAAGAGUUAGAUAGGCUAAACAAAACUCCAACUAGGACCAUACUCUAACUCUAUAAAGCUUUUAUUACAUAUUGAAAUAGCCUACAUAGUAAAUAAAAACAAAGCUCUUUGGAUGCUCAAAUCUUUUGUCUACUGGCAAACAGGCGGCCAACAGCAGCAGCUCCUGAAGCUCCAAAAAGCUUUCUUCUUAUGCUUCAUAUAUCUGUGCACAUCAUUCAAAUGCUGCUUGUCAUGCAAGUAGCAGAUAAUAUCCCCAAGGCAAAUUCUGAAUGUCUCCUCGGCAGCUGGAGAAACGCUUUGUGUUUUUGCCUCCUCUGGUUCUGCGCUGAGCAUCAAAAAACAGAAGAAGAGGAGCUAUUGGCUGCGAGGAGUUGAUGACGGAGGGAGCGCACUGUCUUCUCCACUCGCACUCUGCACCUCCGACCAGUGUGGGAUGAGACCAGUGUGUCGGACUGGGAUGCCCCGUGUGUGGUGGUGAACUUUUUUCUUUUCUGUUGUUAUUAUUAUUAACAUUAUUAUUUGUUUAUUCCGGAGGUGCGACCUGUUAGGACGAGCGCGCUUUUUACUCCCCAGGAGCGCGCAGUGUGGCGCACGCUGGAACAAAACAAGCUCAGUGCAGUGAGUGCGGCGCACUCCGUUUUUAAAAGCAGCAGGAGAAGCAGGAGAGUUACGGAGUCCAGCUGGGGGAAGCGGUGUCGGUGCACGAGAAAGACGGACACCUCUUAAACGACCGGGGUUAUUGAGAAGAAAUUGGAUAUGGCGGGUGUGAAGACGUUCGACCUUCUCGUUGGAGUUGUUUUAGUUUUGCAGUGUCUGGGAAAUGCUCAAGGCGAGCUCACAGCCAGUAACGGGGCCUCGUACUCAUACGUGCAGGGACAGGCAGGAGAUGAGGAUGUGGCAGUGGACGUGAAGCUGUACAGUCACCGGUGGAGGAGAUGGCUUCCCCCAAAGCCUCGUAACAUGGACAGUAACAGGGCCAGUCAGGAGCAGGAACAGGAGCCAGAGCAGGAGGAGCCCGAGGGCUUCCCGGGCCUGCUGUCUGCAGAGGAAACGGACAACAGCUCCCAGAUAGAGGAGGAUACAGAUCACAACUACUACACAUCAAAAACAUACGGCCCAGCAGAUCAGAUGAGCAAGGACUUGUGGGUAAAUAUCGAGCAGAUGGACAAGGAGAAAGUGAAGAUCCACGGGAUUCUGUCCAACACACACAGACAAGCAGCGAGAGUUAAUCUGUCCUUCGAUUUCCCUUUUUAUGGACAUUUCCUGCGUGAAAUCACCGUGGCAACUGGUGGGUUCAUCUAUACUGGUGAUGUGGUCCACCGGAUGCUAACAGCUACACAGUACAUCGCUCCACUGAUGGCGAACUUUGACCCCAGUGUCUCCAGAAACUCUACCGUCAUCUACUUUGACAAUGGUACUGCUCUGGUGGUGCAGUGGGACCACGUUCACCUACAGGACAACUACAACCUGGGCAGCUUCACUUUCCAGGCCACACUGCACAACACUGGCAGGAUUGUCUUUGCAUACAAAGAGAUCCCCAUUGAAGUGUCACAGAUCAGCUCUGUCAAUCACCCAGUGAAGGUGGGACUGUCUGAUGCCUUUGUGGUGGUCCACAAGAUCCAGCAGAUACCCAACGUGAGGCGGAGGACAAUCUACGAGUACCACCGCGUGGAGCUGACAAAAACCAAGAUCACUAAUUCUACAGCUGUGGAAAUGAUGCCUUUACCCACAUGUCUCCAGUUCACCAGCUGUAGCGCGUGCGUCUCCUCACAGAUCAACUUCAACUGUAGCUGGUGCCAUCGGCUCAACAGAUGUUCCAGUGGCUUUGACCGCCAUCGGCAGGACUGGGUGGACAACAGCUGCCCGGAUGAAACUAAGGACAAGAUGUGUGACAUCAUCGACACCACGUACCUCUACCCCUUCACCACCACGAUUGUCGCCAAAACAACCUCCAGGAGCAAAGAGGCCACCGCAGGCAGGGAGACGCCCUCCACCUCGCACCCUCCCACCAGCGUCCCCACUGAAGAUGAUACCAAGAUCGCUCUGCAUCUCAGAGACAACCCAGUGAUGCCAGCAGACAGUGCUGUCGACAGGACACCCGGCACACACCCUCUGCACACUGGUCUGAUCCUGGGCAUCCUCCUGGUGAUGCUCAUCAUGGUUGCCGGUGUGCUGGUCACCGUCUACAUCUACCAUCACCCCACCUCUGCAGCCAGCCUCUUCCUCAUCGAGAGACGCCCGAGCAGGUGGCCGGCCAUGAAGUUCCGCCGUGGAUCAGGUCACCCGGCCUACGCGGAGGUGGAGCCGGUGGGCCAGGAGAAGGAGGGCUUCAUCGAGUCCGAGCAGUGCUGAGGGAGGAGGGGGCGUCCGCAUCCCCGCAGCCUCCCCCCCUCCUGCCUGUGCCAGCCCUCCUCCUCCCUCCUCGUGCCUGCUCCACAGGGACUUCUCACCAAGGAACCUCCAGGAUCCACGGAGGAGCUCGGUGUACACAGUGACUCUUUGAGACUGCAGAAUCGGCCGUUCGAGCGCUCGAUGAGACUGGGUACAGCAGCCAACAAUACAUGGACGUGAGAAACCCCUGAAAACUGAUCCCAGACAAACCCAUUGUUCAGCUCCUGUUGGCAAAGGAACUGACCUACUGGGGACAGAGGGAGGGAGCAGCAUUGACGUCAUCGACUCAGUCAGCAUUGGUUAGGAGUUUGUAAGGCUGCUAUCAUGUUGCCAUGGAGGGGAUUGUACAGCCUGACUGCUACUGGUGUGUGUGAGGGGGGGGAGCAGGGUGAAUUAUUCAAUAUAUAUUUUCAGAAACAAUACAGAGUAUGUGAACAGAGAUUUCCACUUUAUUGUUGGUGGGGUUAUACAGUAUAGGCCUUUGUAUAUCCAUCAGGUAUUUUCCUUUUUCUUUCAGUACGUUGUUUCCACACAGGGGUUGGCACAUUUAUCUGUUUAGACUGUCGGUAUUGCUUUUCGAUACCAUCACAGGCUUAAUUGACUUUUCCACAGCCCGUCCUGCACAGAGAGGCUGCGGCUGUGCGACACGACGCGAGCUGAAAACUCCUGUCACUGCGAUCGAAAAGCGGCUCUGAGAAAAGCUCUGAACAUUCAGCAUCGGUGUUGAAUUAGUUUAUGAUGUUUGGCUGGUUUCAUUUCCUGAAAAUGAAGUGUAAGAUGGGUUUUUUUUUGUUCACUGAAAAUAUCUCAGUGAUUUUUUUUUUUUUUUUUUGAAUGGGUGAUGGGCACACUCUUAUCCUUCUCAUUAUUUUGAUUGGUUCUUAAGUCAUGUAUUUUUUGUUUUGUUUUUAUUUUUGCUUUUUUUCAUUAUUGCCGUGCCAUUUUGUCUCUGACUAGAGUUUGCACAAUU
Messenger RNA from Thunnus maccoyii (southern bluefin tuna), 3869 nucleotides. RefSeq names its product plexin domain containing 2b (gene plxdc2b). The transcript is spliced from 14 exons. The record is from RefSeq and is a predicted model, not a curated record. NCBI's taxonomy places the organism in Eukaryota, Metazoa, Chordata, Actinopteri, Scombriformes, Scombridae. Bases 1265 to 2860 code for a protein of 531 amino acids.